UUAAUUGAAUAGUAUAGUGGAUUUUUAGAGGUUUUCUCUCUCUCACUCUCUCUCUCUGAAGAAGAGACUACGACGCGAAGAAGAAGAAGAAGACGAGCAGCGAUGGGAGACGAGAGGGUGAAGGACGAGGCCUUGCAGAUAAUGACACUCUUUCACGUCUUGCCUCGUCUCGUCGUCUUCGAUCUCGACUACACUCUCUGGCCCUUUUACUGCGAAUGUCGUUCAAAGCGUGAAAUGCCAAGAAUGUACCCGCAGGCUAAAGGCGUGUUAUUUGCUCUUAAGGAGAAGGGAAUUGACAUGGCUAUUGCAUCCAGAUCGCCAACUGCAGACAUUGCUAAGACAUUCCUUAACAAACUAGACAUAAAUUCAAUGUUUGUUGCCCAGGAGAUCUUUUCCAGUUGGACACACAAAACAGAGCAUUUCCAAAGAAUCCAUAGGAGAACUGACAUACCUUACAAAUCCAUGCUCUUUUUUGACGACGAGGAUCGCAACAUUGAAGCUGUUUCAAAGAUGGGUGUGACCAGCAUUUUGGUUGGGGAUGGGGUUAAUCUUGGUGCUUUUAGACAAGGACUUGCAGAGUUCUCUCAGAAUUCAGGUGUACCCGCCGAUGGGACCAACCCCAAAUGAAAAUGGCUGCUAGUUAUAAUAAACCAUUAAACAUUGAAGAAUGAAUCUUGGAUUGGGAUAAUAAUGACAAAAGAUAUUGAUGCUAUUUAUAGUCCAUUUUAAGGUCAAGUAGGAAGGAAGGUGUGAUCUCUUUGUUGAUGCCUUCUCUCAAUCUUCUUAACCACUGUAUAUUGCAUCUUCACAACAUUUUUAUUAUAAAUAAUACUGUGGGAUAAUUGAAUCAAUGAA
Molecule: messenger RNA, 855 nt
Organism: Impatiens glandulifera
Lineage: Eukaryota; Viridiplantae; Streptophyta; Magnoliopsida; Ericales; Balsaminaceae
Product: magnesium-dependent phosphatase 1
Exons: 4
Coding region: 103-627 (174 amino acids)
Molecular function (GO): acid phosphatase activity
Source: RefSeq, a predicted model, not a curated record